GUAAUAAGCUAGUUUGAACAACUGAAGGACUUCAGUGCAUUCAAGUAUUUUCCAAUCAGUGUUGUGCAGAACCUAGACAGCCGAGAAGCCGUUAUCUGCACAUGUGAACCUUCCCGAGCUAUUUUUGACAGCAGAUUCUGUUGUUGGAGAACGCCACCACCGCCGCCGUCAAAGGAUAUAAAAAUGUCAACGGAAGGACCACCAACAAUGGCUUCGCUGGAUUCUCUCGGGACCGGGAGUACAACCAUGGCCACAGCAUCGAGCCAAAGUGUGGAUGAGCUGAGUCGAUCGCUUCAGCGGUUCAACUGGCCAGACUAUCUGGUGUUUAUGUUGAUGUUGGUCAGUUGCAUUUUCAUAGGAAUCUUCUUCGGAUACAAAGACCAUCUGAAGCACAAGAAUAGGAAGAGUGCACGAAGGGACUCGGAGGCGCUCGAUUACCUGGUUGGUGGAAGGAAGAUGAAGAUCUUCCCGGUAGCUGUUUCCCUGGUGGCAAGUUGGAUUUCCGGUAUCUCCCUGCUGGGAACAUCUACGGAAAUCUACGUGUACGGAACGCAAUAUUGUUACAUCGUUUUCGCCAUCGUCAUGAUGGGGUUGGCAAUGCAUUACAUCUUUUUGCCAGUGUUCCAUGAUCUGCAGAUUACUUCGGCAUAUGAGUACCUGCAGCUACGGUUUGAUAAAAGGAUGCGAUUGAUAGGCUCCAUUCUGUUUACAAUGGCUUCGCUUCUUUGGCUCCCAAUCGUGGUGUACGUUCCCGCUUUGGCGUUCAAUCAAGUGUCCGGAGUGAACAUCCAUGUAAUCACGCCGAUUGUCUGCCUAGUCUGCAUUUUCUACACCAGUGUGGGUGGACUGAAAGCCGUGGUAUGGACCGAUGUAAUCCAAACAACAAUUAUGGUUGGCGCUAUGAUUAUUGUUAUCAUCAAGGGCACCAUUGACGUGGGUGGGCUGGGAGUAGUAAUUGAGCGAAACUCUGCUGGGCAGAGAUUCGAAAAACCAGAUUUUAACCUAGAUCCCACGACAAGAAACACGUUUUGGAACUUAUUCAUUGGUGGGACUUUUUUCUGGACAUCCACCAAUGCAACGAACCAAAAUAUGAUACAGCGAUACCUCUCACUACCCAGUCUGAGAGCAGCUCGAAAGGCACUUCUUCUGUUUCUCGUCGGAACCACUGUAGUGCUAUCACUUUGCUGUUACAACGGGCUCCUGAUCUACGCAAUGCAUCACGAUUGUGAUCCACUGAGCACAGGUCUGGCCAAAGCAAAGGACCAGCUAGUGCCUCUGCUGGUGAUGGAAGUAUUGGCAAUCUAUCCCGGUCUUGCCGGAUUAUUUGUAGCUGGCAUUUUCAGUGCUGCCUUGAGCUCACUGUCAACUGCUCUGAAUUCACUUUCUGCAAUUGUUUUGGAAGAUUUUUGCAAACCCUUCGUUAAACGACCCUUGACAGAGAUGCAAGUUCGCUAUCUUAUGAGAGGUACUGUUCUAAUCUUUGGAGCUUUGGCCGUCGUGCUGGUGGCAGUGGUCGAAAAAAUGGGAGCCGUUCUACAGUUAUCGAUGAGCUUGGGUCCAGUCACACUUGGACCGUUAUUUGGACUUUUCAUAAUGGGAAUGUUCUUCCCACGAAUCAAUGGAACAUGUGCCAUUAUCGGAACAAUUGGUGGGCUUGCCACUAUGUCAUACAUCGUCAUUCGAUCUCAGAUUUCCAUCGCACUCGGUGAAAUGGUGUUUGCAGAGAAACCUGUCACCGUCGAAGGAUGUGCGUACGACUUUACUCCGCUCAACAGAACCGUUUCAUUUCCCACUGACGGGUCCAGCACGGAUGUGGAAAAGUCACUUCAUCACGUGUCAUUCCUAUACUACACGCUAAUUGGAUCAAUGAUUCCAACGAUCAUUGGCUAUUUAAGCUCGGUUGUUAUGAGUUUCACUGUAGGAUUAAACCCAGAAGAGCAGAAUGUCGACCCACAGUUGCUGGCACCUUUCAUUCAAAAGUACUACCAACCGAACAAAGUGAGAAACGUGACGGAGGUUAUACACGAGUUCGAGACGAAAGACAUUCAGCUUUGAGCGCGAAAGUCGGCAACUGUGAUUCGGUGUGAAUGUGAUAGGAUAUAUAAAUGGAAUAAACUUUGUUAUGGCUGUGGAAUGUAA
Messenger RNA from Ochlerotatus camptorhynchus, 2139 nucleotides. Its product is annotated as sodium-coupled monocarboxylate transporter 1-like. The coding region runs from base 184 to 2055 and encodes 623 amino acids. The record is from RefSeq and is a predicted model, not a curated record. Gene Ontology annotation, molecular function: symporter activity. Gene Ontology annotation, biological process: transmembrane transport; sodium ion transport. Gene Ontology annotation, cellular component: membrane. Lineage: Eukaryota; Metazoa; Arthropoda; Insecta; Diptera; Culicidae. The transcript has 9 exons.